UGGCCGCGCGUAACCACGUGUGAUGGUCCAACGGGUGUGGUUGUGUAGAAUUUCUCGGUUAUUUUGUGUAUUGUAUUGUUUACCCUAGAGUUGUAGAAUUGUCAAAUAAUCAAAGAUGUCAUCUGAUGAAGAGCAUGAGGAUGCACCACAAACCAAAAACCCAGCCUACCAGGACAAGCUGACCUUCAAAGACCUGGGCAUCACAGAGGUCCUGUGCACUGCUGCGGAACGUCUCAAAUGGAGCAAGCCCACGCAGAUCCAGUGUGAGGCUGUGCCGAUCGCGCUGCAAGGUAAGGACGUGGUCGGCCUGGCCGAGACUGGCUCCGGCAAGACGGGUGCGUUCGCACUGCCGAUCCUCCAGCGUCUGCUCGAGUCGCCGCAGCGGCUGUUUGGCCUGGUGCUGACACCGACCCGUGAGCUGGCCUACCAGAUCUCCGAGCAGUUCGAGGCGCUAGGAGCGUCCAUCGGCGUCAAGUGCUGUGUCAUCGUGGGCGGCAUGGACAUGAUGGCCCAGAGCCUGAUGCUGGCCAAGAAGCCGCACGUCAUCAUCGCCACGCCUGGUCGGCUGGUCGACCACCUGGAGAACACCAAGGGAUUCACACUCAAGUCGCUGAAAUGUUUGGUCAUGGACGAAGCAGAUCGGAUUCUCAACAUGGACUUCGGCGUGGAGGUGGACAAGAUUGUGAAGGCCAUCCCGCGCGAGCGGCAGACCUUCCUCUUCUCCGCCACCAUGACCAAAAAGGUGAAGAAGCUGCAGCGUGCGGCGCUCCGUGACGCGGUCAAGGUGGAGGUAUCGAGCAAGUACCAGACAGUGGACAAGCUGCAGCAGUACUACCUCUUCAUACCGGCCAAAUAUAAGGACGUGUACCUGGUGCACAUUCUGAACGAGCUGGCCGGCAACUCGUUCAUGGUGUUCUGCGGCACGUGCAACACCACGCUGCGGCUCUCCUUUCUGCUGAACGCCCUCGGACUGCCGGCCAUACCACUUCACGGACAGAUGAACAUGAACAAGCGACUGGGCGCCCUGAACAAGUUCAAAUCGAAAAAUAAGAGCAUCUUGUUAGCAACGGACGUGGCCAGUAGGGGUCUGGACAUCGAACAUGUGGACGUGGUGGUCAAUUUCGACAUCCCGACUCACAGUAAGGAGUACAUCCACCGAGUGGGCCGGACGGCGCGCGCCGGCCGCGCCGGCCGCUCCAUCACCGUCGUCACGCAGUAUGACGUGGAGCUAUAUCAGCGCAUUGAGCACCUCAUAGGCAAGAAGCUGCCGCAGUACCCGGCCGCAGAGGACGAGGUGAUGAUGCUUCAGGAGCGGGUCAUGGAGGCCGACCGGCACGCCAAACUGGAGCUGCGCUCGCUCGGAGACAAGGAGACGGGCAGGAAGCGGAAACGGCGGCCGGACGGUGACGAUGAGGAUGGAGACGAUGACGGUGACGCCGCCAUCCGCCGGCGGCUCCACUCCAAGAAGAAGGGACGCGGUGGCCGGCGGUGACGGCCUGGUGAGCGGAGAAAGGGUGACGGCGGGAGGACCGCGGCGGCGGGGCGGCGGGGGGCUGACUAGAGCUCAUGAGAGUGAGCUGGGAGGCCUCAGCGAUCACGAGAGCUCAUUCGGCGCUCACGCCUCACUCACGCCUCAUUGCUCGUCGGAGCGGCUUUACCAACGGAGACAAUCCACGUCCUGCGCUGGCUGGCAGUGGAGUGUGGGAUGGUUGGCUUUUGCUGAAGGUGGUGAGUCUGGACAUCAUAAGUCUGACACAUAUAAGUUGUGAAGUUACAGCAGACGCCCUGCUAUGAGCUGCAAGAACGGCUGGUCUCGCAUAUGAUCGCCACCAGUGUCUCCGCCUGGUGUGACUUGACUUAGCCAAUGCUACCAACAGCAUUGACUUCUCAGUCCAGCAUGGUCCCCAUGAAUGAUGGUAACGACACGUGGAGGUUUUGUUUGAACGUUGAAACCGUUUUGACAAGGGACGUUGAAUGUGUGCACUUUGCAUUUGUUGUGACUGCUGCAUGGGUCUAAUGUCGCGGCAUUGCUGAAGAGAUCAGAUGGGUGUGAGAUGGAUAACUGUUUCACCAUUCAGCGUGUUGUGUGACCUGUUCGGGUCGGGGCUUUUUUGGGGGAUCGCAUUGUUCACACAUGUGUACGUUACAACCGUCGUAGAGUGGUUUAGAAUACAUGAUCGAACGUGA
Molecule: messenger RNA, 2187 nt
Organism: Amphibalanus amphitrite
Lineage: Eukaryota; Metazoa; Arthropoda; Thecostraca; Balanomorpha; Balanidae
Gene: pths
Product: probable ATP-dependent RNA helicase DDX47
Exons: 12
Coding region: 116-1492 (458 amino acids)
Molecular function (GO): nucleic acid binding; ATP binding; RNA helicase activity
Source: RefSeq, a predicted model, not a curated record